AUGGCUGAUAAUGAUGAUUAUGAAAUUUAAUAUCAAAAGUAUUUAGAGAAAAUUGGAAUGACUCCACCUAAUAUUGGAGUUAGAUAAACACCUUCGAAAUAAAAGGAUAGAGAAUUUUGCUCUAGAUAAUUAUUCUAGAAUACUUCAUAAUAAAAAGAACUAAAUUAUUAAAGAAUUAAUUCAAUUAUAGUAUUAAAUAACUAAUUAGAAAUUAAUUUAACCAAUAAAUAGAGUUAAUCUAAAAUAUAAAAUAUCUCUUUGAAUUUGGAAGCUAAAAGCCCAAUUGUGGAUAUAUAAACUAGCUUAAUCAAACCAAUUGAGUAAAAAAAUUAAAAAGGAUUAGCUCAAAUUGAUGAAUUUGCUGAUGAUAAUUUGUAAGAAAAUUCUAAUAAAACUAAUUGUUUUGACUCAAAUAUUCAAUAAGAAUAAAUUAAGAAUGAAAAUUUGGAUCAAUAAAAUCUAGAUUUUUCUUCCAUUCAAUUAAGACCUACUAUCGUCAGUAAAUCUCAUGAUGAAAUUUAAGGGAAGACUUAGGAAGAAAAAAAAGAUACUUAAUUAAAUAAUCAAACAAUUGAAUAAAAUAAUAACUUUGAAAUCAAAUAACAAAAUAGCCUCAUAAAGAAUCUUUUUAAUGAGAAUAAUUAAGAUAACUCUGAAUAGAUACAGACUCCUGAGAAAUAUGGAGAAAUUGAAAAUAAAAUUAUAUUUUGUUAAGAGAAGGAGAAAGAAUAGAAUUUAUAACCAGAAAUCAUUGAAGAAAAUAAAUCAACAAAAGAAAUUUAAUCUUAAUAAUUUAUAAUUUAAGAUCAAAAUUAAUUUAUUCCUUAACAAUAAACUCCAAAAUAAGAAUCAAAUAUUGAAAUAGUUGAGGCUGAAAUUGCUUAAGAAUUUCACCUAGAAAUGUAAUAAGAUGAAAAUAAUCUUAAAAUCAAUAAUAAUAUGGAUAUUGAAUAAAUGAACUAACCAGAGUCUGAGGAAUAGGUAGAUAAAUAAGAAACCUUUAAUAUUAAUAAAUAACAAUUUUUAAUUGAAAAUUAAUUGUAAGAGGAAAUAAAUUAAGAGCCUUAAGACCAUGAAAAAAAUUAAAAUAAUAUUGAAAAUCCAAUUGUUUAACAAGAGCUUCUAAAAUAAAGAGAAGUUGAAAAGUUAAAAAAAAAAUAAUAAAAAUAAAAAAAAAGUAGAAUUAAUAAUAAGAAAAAGAAAAGAGGUAAGAAAAAUAAAAGUGAAUAAAAGGAAUAAGAAUAAUAAAAAAAAUAAGAAUAAGUUUAAGAUAAAAUUAUUAUUUAAGAAUAAAUAGUAUAGGUUGAUGAAAGUUUAUAGAAUAAUAAUUAGAAGAAUGAAGAUAAUUAUUAACCUAUCCAAAAUCAAAUCAUAUAGGUGGAAUAAAAUAAUCCAAUUUGUAACUUUUUAUAAUAGUUAAUUGGAGGAUUUUGUAGGGAAGAUAUAAAAAUAAAUUGGAAUAAAUUUACAUUUUUAAAAAGAAAAAUUUAUAAGUAAUUUAAAUAUAUAUAUGAUUUAUAGGAAAAGAUCUAUAUUGUUAAAAUCAAAGCUGCUAAUAUGA
Molecule: messenger RNA, 1561 nt
Organism: Paramecium sonneborni
Lineage: Eukaryota; Ciliophora; Oligohymenophorea; Peniculida; Parameciidae
Source: the annotation of a GenBank genome assembly